CCGGAAGGUCAGCGUGUGAAGGUGGCAGUAGCAACGCGGGUCUUCCCGCUGUUGCUGUGGGGACCACGGCCGAGCACACAACGCCGGCCUGAGGUGGUAGUGGGAAGCCCACCGCAGUUUGCUGCGACGUCAUGGAGGGUGGCGGGGGAAGUGGCAACAAAACCACCGGCGGGUUGGCCGGCUUCUUCGGAGCGGGAGGAGCGGGUUACUCGCACGCUGAUUUGGCCGGCGUUCCGCUAACUGGUAUGAACCCCCUGUCUCCGUAUUUAAAUGUGGAUCCACGCUAUCUUGUUCAGGAUACUGAUGAGUUCAUUUUGCCAACUGGCGCUAACAAAACCCGAGGCCGAUUUGAGCUAGCUUUCUUUACCAUUGGAGGAUGUUGCAUGACAGGGGCUGCAUUUGGGGCGAUGAACGGUCUUCGGCUAGGAUUGAAGGAAACCCAGAGCAUGGCCUGGUCCAAACCAAGAAAUGUACAGAUUUUGAAUAUGGUGACUAGGCAAGGGGCACUUUGGGCUAAUACUCUAGGUUCCCUGGCCUUGCUCUAUAGUGCAUUUGGUGUUAUCAUUGAGAAAACACGGGGUGCAGAAGAUGACCUCAACACAAUAGCAGCCGGAACCAUGACGGGAAUGUUGUAUAAAUGUACAGGUGGUCUUCGAGGAAUGGCACGCGGUGGCCUGGCAGGACUGACACUCACCAGUCUCUAUGCGCUGUAUCACAACUGGGAGCACAUGAAAGGGUCCCUGCUCCAACAAUCACUCUGAAGACCUUGCCACCUCAGGAUCCGGGGGACAUUUCACAGUCAUCCAGACAGACUAAUAAGUCAGUCUGGAGUAGCUUUCUCUCUUGUACUACAAUUACUUUGAACAAUUGGAGACUCUGAUUUGCUGUGACAAAGAUCAUGGAUGGUUAGCCUGGACUGCACUGCGUGCCCUUAGUGAGUGGAAGCCAAACCCUUUGGUGGCUCACUGAGUAUGUGUUCUCCUUUGGAGAUGGUCUUACACCUGUUUCUCUCCUGCCCCCAAAUUGGAAAGCCACUUACUCUCCAAAUUCAGGCUGUACUUAUUUUCAGUGCUUUUAUCACCAUGUUUAUCAGUUAAAAAUCUAAAGCGAAUGUUGCCCUGUAUUCCAAAUAAAAGGUGAAAAUAGAACCAAAGUCAUAAUUGUGAAAGGAGAUGGCUUAUUGGGUAAAUCACUUGCUGCACAAGUGUGAAGACCUGAGUUUGGAUCCCCAGUAGGUCUGGCAGCCUGCCUAUGACCUACCCCAGUGCUCAGGAGGCAGUGACAGGAUCCUUGGAACAAGCUGACUAGCUAGGUUCAAGUGAGAUUUGGCUCCUGGUACCUAAGGUAAAGAGUACCUGAGAAAAACCCUACUGUUGACAUCUGGCAAGAGAACACACGUGCACAGAUAACUGCUGGAGUCUAAAGCGACAGCCUUUUUUUCCUGCUAGAAUUGGCCCAAAACAACGUGUCUUUGUGUUUCUGGUGAAAUGAAGGACUACUGACAGCUAAAAUGAGAUUUUUCUCCCAAGGGCUACUGACAGCUAAAAUGAGAUUUUUCUCCCAACCUAGCUGACAUUAAACAACCUCAAGAUACUUUAAGUUAAUCAUUAGAGUUGUGGUAUGCUAGAAAGAACACUCUGUCCCAACAGCUGACCUUCACUCUAUAUGGUAACUCUUGGGGAAUAAAUAAGGGCUGGAAGGUUUCUAAGAAGCCUGGGAAAACUAAAGUGGAAAAGUGACAACCACAUAACUGUGCUGCAGGGUACAUACCGUGAUAAAUUACUAAGUAACCUCUGGCUACAUGGUUGAGAAAAAUACACUAGGACCUUUUUU
This is a messenger RNA of Chionomys nivalis (European snow vole), 1833 nucleotides long. Its product is annotated as mitochondrial import inner membrane translocase subunit Tim23. The coding region runs from base 132 to 761 and encodes 209 amino acids. Lineage: Eukaryota; Metazoa; Chordata; Mammalia; Rodentia; Cricetidae. Gene Ontology annotation, biological process: protein import into mitochondrial matrix. Gene Ontology annotation, molecular function: transmembrane protein transporter activity. The record is from RefSeq and is a predicted model, not a curated record. Gene Ontology annotation, cellular component: TIM23 mitochondrial import inner membrane translocase complex; mitochondrial inner membrane. The transcript is spliced from 7 exons.